UCUACGUGAUGAUUGCUGCCAGUUGAGUCUGGGCGUCGGCGGAGACAGAAACCCCCUCCCCGCCUCCGGCAGGUCAGAGUUGGCCGGCAGGUAAAUAGGCAGAUUCCAGCAGACGCGCAACAACUCACGGAGGAGAAGCAGCUUCCCGGCAUUUUGGAUGCCGCAGUCCCUCCCUCCUCUACCUAACCCUCGCCAUGCCCGGGUACUACUACCACAUCAAGAUCCCGCAGACCACUCGCCAGGGAGGGUCGCCAAGGUCCGGGAGGGACAAAGAUGGCAAAGGGAAGGACAAGAAAGACCCCAAGGCCACCGCAGAGAAGGAGAGGCGCAGGGACACUGUACGCGAGCGGUCAGCCAGAGCGCCUCCAGCCGAAAACAAAUCCUGGUGGUUCCCUUACGAGAAGAAGGUCCACCUGAUGGUGUUCACAGCCGUGGGGGUGAUUUGUAUUAUCCUGGGUCUAGGCAGAGGUUUGAAGCUGGAGGAAAGGGCGCUGGGAGCAGUGCUGUUCUCCUUCGGACUCUUCGUUCUUGUGAUGAUAGGGGUGUGGCUGCUCAAGGUGUACAUCGUCGCCAGAAGGGAGAGGAAGAGAAAAGAAGAAGAAGGAAGAGAGGGAAAAGAGGGAAGGUCUCCCAAUCCCGUAAAAGCGAAGCGGACGUACGAAACCCUGUCUGCGGCUAGACUGGGCAAAGACCGGCAGGCCCGCGCAGAGCAGUCUCGGGCCCUUCUGAUGAAGUCGCCCUCGACAAUAACGACGAGCCCCGAGAGCGAAGACAUGCCGCUCCCGUCAGAGCAGACGACUCCCGAGGCCGAAGCCGCCCCUCCCCCGUCCUAUAAUGAGAUUGUACAGGCAUGAAGGACAUACAGGCAAUGCCAGAACGAACGUCCGAAUCUCUCAGUGUCCACUUCUCUCUAACAGUCAAGACGUGACUAUCAG
Molecule: messenger RNA, 935 nt
Organism: Branchiostoma belcheri (Belcher's lancelet)
Lineage: Eukaryota; Metazoa; Chordata; Leptocardii; Amphioxiformes; Branchiostomatidae
Exons: 2
Coding region: 195-854 (219 amino acids)
Source: RefSeq, a predicted model, not a curated record